Molecule: messenger RNA, 1323 nt
Organism: Echinops telfairi (small Madagascar hedgehog)
Lineage: Eukaryota; Metazoa; Chordata; Mammalia; Afrosoricida; Tenrecidae
Gene: GCNT3
Product: glucosaminyl (N-acetyl) transferase 3, mucin type
Exons: 1
Coding region: 1-1323 (440 amino acids)
Cellular component (GO): membrane
Molecular function (GO): acetylglucosaminyltransferase activity
Source: RefSeq, a predicted model, not a curated record
AUGAAGAUGUCCUGGUGGAAGAGGAAGUUCUCCCUGCAGUCUUACCUGGGGGCCCUGGCUUGUUACAUGCUGCUAGCCAUUGUGGCUCUGAGACUUUCUCUCCGAUUGAAAUGUGACUUUGAGCACCUGGACCUGGAGUCCAAGGACUUUCAAAGCCAACGCUGUAGGAACAACUUGUACAUGACCCUGAAGCUGCCAGCAAAAAAGUCCAUCAACUGUUCUGGGGUCAUUAGAGGGGAUGAGGAAGCCGUGAUUCAGUCUCUCCUGGAAAACCUAGCAAGCAAGAAAAACAGGAAGCCUUUCACCGACGCGGACUACCUCAACCUGACCCACAACUGUGAGCACUUUAAGACCCAGAGGAAGUUUAUAGAGUUCCCACUGAGCAAAGAAGAGUUAGACUUCCCCAUUGCCUACUCCAUGGUGGUCCAUGAGAAGAUUGAAAAUUUUGAAAGACUGCUGAGAGCUGUGUAUGCCCCCCAGAACAUAUACUGCGUCCACGUGGAUGAAAAGUCCCCAGAACCAUUCAAAACGGCCAUCAAGGCGAUUGUCGCAUGCUUCCCAAAUGUCUUCAUGGCCAGUAAACUGGUUCCAGUGGUUUAUGCCUCGUGGUCCAGGGUGCAGGCAGACUUGAACUGCAUGGAAGACUUGCUCCAGAGCCCGGUGCCAUGGAAAUACUUCCUGAACACAUGUGGGACAGACUUUCCCAUAAAGACCAAUGCCGAGAUGGUCCAGGCUCUCAAGGUGUUGAAUGGGAAGAGCAAUAUGGAGUCAGAGAUGCCUACGGAGUACAAAAAAUCCCGCUGGCAAUAUCACUAUGAGAUGACAGACACGCUGCGCAAGACCAGCAAGAUGAAAGACCCUCCGCCCGGCAAUUUGCCUGUGUUCACAGGGAAUGCCUAUAUCGUGGCUUCGCGAGAUUUCGUCCAGCAUGUUUUAGAGAACCCCAAAUCCCAACAACUGAUUGAGUGGGUAAAAGACACCUACAGCCCCGAUGAGCACCUCUGGGCUACCCUUCAGCGAGCACCGUGGAUGCCUGGCUCUGUUCCCUACCACACCAAGUAUGACGUCUCGGACUUGGCUGCCAUUGCCAGACUGGUCAAGUGGCAGAAUCACGAAGGAGACAUGAGACAGGGGGCGCCUUACCCACCUUGCACUGGAAUCCACCAGCGGGGUAUCUGUAUUUAUGGGUCUGGGGACCUACAUUGGAUGCUACAGACCCAUCACCUGCUGGCCAACAAGUUUGAUCCAGCCGUGGAUGACAAUGCCCUCCAGUGCUUAGAAGAGUACCUGCGCCAUAAGGCCAUCUAUGGGACUGAACUCUGA